UUUAAUUAAAUAUAUAGCCCGAAAUCCUUGGUUGAUAAGCCAGUAGCCAGUCUCUUCUCGAAUCUUUAUCUGCUCGGUUACAGUUAAGUGAACUCGGACUCUUCAACAGUUUGUUUUGUUUUUUAUUACGAAUAAGAUAUUGUGACUCAAGGUUUCAUUAUGAUCUACUUCAUACUCGCUUCUGUCCUUAUUGCUUCUGCCACCGCACAAGGUAGACCAUCUUUCGCAGGCAGCAGUUCGAAAGGCGUCCCUGAUGUAGCGUCACGAUUUAAAACUGAAGGCACCGUAUCUAACCAAGCUCCGCAGGACUUCGCUAGCAGGCUAGGGGUACCUGAUAGAACCCCAGAAAGAAUUCCUGUUGACCCAAAUGUUGAUCUUAAAAACCGAGUUAAUACAUGGCCGGACGAAAACAAACCAUUUUGGCAUGUCAACGCUGAAGCCAUUCAAAAACAUAUCGGAGCUUCUCCAAACCGUGAAACCAACUUUAACGGAAAUCGACCUGUUUCUACUAGUGGAAACCAAGAACCUGUUUUUAACACCGGAAACCAAAGACCUGUUUCUAAUACCGGAAACCAAGGAUUUGAAAACAGAUUCGGAGCCGGUGGUAGUCAAUCAGGACCACAAGUCUCUGGAAACUCUUUCAGCAUUUUCAUGAAUAACCAAUGGAAAACAUACGUUUAUGACCCAAACACAGAUGCUUGGUAUGCUAAAAGAAAUUGAUUUCUUAUAAGUUAUAUACCUAUUUGUGAUAAAAUUUCGAGGUAUAAUUUAUAAGACUUAUCUAGUUUUAGGCCAUGUUUGUUAAAAAAGUUAGUUGAAAUUCCAUUGUAAAAAUCACAAACACAAAAACAGAAAUAUACAAGCAAUAGCUAAAAAUUCUUUGUAGUUUCCAGCUAAUAACUCAAUAAACAUAUUGAAUUAGGAAUUAAGGUACGAUUCCGACAUCGACGGCAGACGGCAACUGCAGGCGGUAGUUAGAGUUAUCGCCAUGACGACGUGAUUAUUUUGCACUAUUAGUUUGUAUAUUUAUUAGCAACUAACGUUAUGCUGGACAGCAGUUGCUAAUAAAUUGUAAGUCCCACGAAAGGGCGCCAUUUUAAUGUGGCACUAAGUAUGCCCCAAACACGGUGGGCGACAUUUUAAUGUGGCACGCCUAUGGAUAACAAAGGCAAAAAAUAUGUAACAUGACAAAUUUAACAAAAUAUAAAAAUAUACUUGGUGCUACUUAACUUUUGAUAUACCUCGGAAGCUCUAAGUCUUCAGAGACCUAGGGGUGUGGAUUCUUAAUAGAUGUUAAAUAAAAUUGAAACUCAAAUGCUCGGGGGACGCCAUAAUUAAAAAAAAGGAAAUAUCAUAUAUGUUUACUUAUAAAAAAAAAAUGUAAAACUAAUAAUGGCGGUUAUUUGAAAUAUCUGUACUUACCGUAGGCUACUUUCAUGUGUGAUUACUUUACAAGGAUAAUAGAGAUUGGUAAAGAAAAUCUCUAAGGUCCAGAAAAACAAUAAAGCUCCGGGAGUUGAUGAAAUACCAGCAGAACUAUAUAAGGUAGGUGGCGACCACCUGGCAAGUCACAUCCACGCGCUCAUCAGAGACGUAUGGCAAGAAGAGAAAAUACCCGACCACUGGAAGAAAAGUAUGGUAUGCCCGAUCUAUAAAAAAGGAGCCAAACUCCAGUGCAAAAACUACCGUGGAAUCUCUCUACUCUGUACAGCAUAUAAAGUCCUCACGUAUAUUAUAAACCAGCGGCUCCAACCACUAGCAGAAAAUAUUAUUGGAGAGUAUCAGACGGGCUUCCGACGGGGAAGAUCGACACUGGAUCAAAUAUUCACAGUAAAACAGAUCUUGAGCAAAGCAUGGGAACACGAUGUUGAUGUUCACAACGUGUUUGUAGACUUCAAACAGGCAUACGACUCAGUCAAAAGGAACAAACUAUACUAUAUAUUGGCUGAAUUGGCAAUACAACACAAGUUAAUAAGACUCAUUAAAGCCACAAUGGAUGAAACUCAGGCAUGUGUACGAAUACAAAACCACCGGACAGACCUUUUUAACAUUUCGCAGGGACUAAAACAGGGAGAUGGGCUGGCCCCAACACUGUUUAACCUGGCACUGGAGUAUGCGGUUAGGCAAAUGCAAACUGGACGAGGAAAUCUACUGACCAACCGAACGGUUCAACUGGCCGCUUAUGCUGAUGAUAUUAAUAUUAUCAGUAGAACAUCAACAGGAGCACAGGAAACAUAUGCAGAGUUAAAAACACAAACAAAAAUGGAAAUUAACACAGAAAAAACAAAAAUAAUGACUCAGACGAGAAGAAAUAUAGUCCCAGAAAACAUUAUACAUGAAGAUGACAUUGAAACGGUUGAAAAGUUUACAUAUCUGGGAGUAGAAAUAUAUGCCGACGGAUCAGAAGAUGGAGAAAUACGGAAGAGAAUAACGCAGGCAAACAGAGCUUAUUUUGCCCUCUCCCAUAUAUUUCGGUCUAAAAGUGUCCACCGAAAUACAAAGAUGAGAAUCUAUAAAACCUUAUUUCGACCAAUAACAUGCUAUGGCAGUGAAGCCUGGGUGCUGAAAGAAACAUCCAAAAACAAACUCGACACAUUCGAAAGGAAAGUACUUAGGAGAAUACUAGGACCUGUGAGGGAAAACGGAAUCUUCAGAAGUCGAUACAACAACGAGCUUUAUAAACUUUAUAAGGAAACGCCCCUGUCAGAUUUCAUUAGAUUACAAAGAUUGCAAUGGGCCGGACAUGUGAUAAAAAUGGGAGAGGAUAGGCUACCAAAACGAGCACUGAAUGCUAGAAUGCAAGGAAAGAGACCGGUUGGGAAGCCAUGAAAGCGCUGGGAAGACACAGUAAACAGCGACGCACAAGCCCUUUUAGGAGUCCGUAUAUGGAGAAGAGCAGCCACAGACAGGCAAGGGUGGAGGCAAAAAAUAAAGGAGGCCAAGGCUCAAUUUGGGCUGUAGUGCCGUAGAAGAAAAAGAAAGAAAAUCUAGUAAUUAAACAUAAUUCUUACUUUAUUGAAACAAAUAAAAAUUCAGCAAGGUUGUUAUCAAAAAAAAAUAAAGUUUCAUCAAUUCGCCAGAAAACGUAAGAGUUCAACAAUAAAAAAUAGCGCAAGUACCUUUACGACCCAUUUUUUUGUCACGCACAUAAUGACACUCAAUUUUACAGAAAAGUACAGGUAUUAAUUAUAUUAGAGAUGAAAUUCCAUUGUUCGUUUAUUGUAUGUAACACUUACACAUAUAUCAUUUAUUAUUAUUUUUGUUAUUAAUUAAACUUAAUUGAAUGAAACGAAGGACUUUUCGACAAAAGAAAACUAAUAGAUGUGUUCAAUCCAUCACUAGGAACACAAAAUACGGUCGAGAAUUUAUAUUCUCUACGACCACAGCAGCCACUUGAGCCUACUUCGGCUCUGAAAAACUCAAAGGAACUGUACUAAAUACAAACAACUAAUUUUCUCCAUUGAACUAUUUUCAACAAUUUUCUCCGUCAGCAAGGCAAGGCCUGCUGACGGAAAGACACAAACUUCUUAUUCUAGCUCUCUAGAACUGAUCGCUCUUCUCGAAUACUUAGAACUCAUCUCGAUUAUACUUCCAACUCCUCUAACACCCAAAACUCACUCCAUCUCCCCAUUUUUCUAUCCUACUCCCGGUUUUACCAAUCAAAAAAAUUCGCCAAUUUUCACUCUUAUCUCAAAACGAAAAGAAAAGGUUUAAGCAAACUUCAAUCACGCCUUCAAAGGUAAUAACUCAUUCUUCCGCAAAUAUGAUUCAAUCUACGAAAUUCUAAUGAUUUGUGUUUCAGCUCAAAUUCUCCCAGGCUUUUUUUGCAACGUACGCCAUAUUACACGUGUGAACUCGUUAUAUUGUAUAAACACACUCAGAGCCUCUCAUCUGCAACGGUAUGCACUAUGUAAACAAAUCAGUCCAAAGCAUCAUAUUUUCGACGCCAAAAAUACAUUAGCAAAAAGAUUUACGAGUCUCAAUUCUUUGACAGCAAAAUUCAACUUUUGACAAAAACAGAGAUACGAAUACGCAUGAGAAUCAAGAAUUAAUUACGUAAUACUACAAAUUCAUGAGAAAUGAAAAAUAAUCACACAUUUCCACGCAACAAACACAAUUUCUGAAACGGAUUUACCAUAUAGGGUGAAGCAACAGUAUCAGGAAUUCGAAAACGUUAAUGCCCUUUGCACACGUUACAAAAUAUACAAAUUAAUAGUGCAAAAGUAAUGACGUCGUUAUAGUGACAACUCUAACUGCCGCCUGCAGUUGCCGUCUGCCGCCUUCCGUCGAUGUCGGAAUCGUGCCUUUACAAAUAAUAACUUAGAACCUAUACAGCAGCAAAUAUAAAGAAAAAAAUUAUAAACAGAAAAGUGUGCUGACUCUUCUGACCAAAACUCAACUGAAAAUAAAUAACAAAAAAUAAAAAAUAUGGUUAGUCAUAUUUUACACAUAUUUAAUGUGUAAAAUCGCAUCCUAAAAUUGUUUAAAAAUGACAUAAAAUUUGUCAAAAUGAGAAUUGUAGAUCUAGGGCAUCAUGAAACAUGAAAACAAAUCAAAUGUUUCAUAUAUUAAUAUCAGUGAAAAAAUUAUAUUCUACAUAAAUAUUAUUAAAAGAAAAAAUAUUAUUACUAUUUUUGGAUAUGAAAUAAAACUAAAUUUUCAAUGAUUUCAUGAAUUAUUUUUGUGAUUAUAACCUUUUUAUUCCUAGUUUCAGGUAUAUUAGGACUAUUUAUAUAAUUAUGCUAAAGAUAUAAAGAGACAAAUAUUUAAUUUACUAUUAUAUUGGAGUCAUAUUUUUGCUUUGUAAUUCUGGAAAAUUAUUUUACCCAGUUCCAUUUCCAGUUUUUUAUUUUAUAACUUUGUCUAUUAUACCUACACCAGUAAUUUUUAUUGUUUAAAUAUGUUUAAUAAAAAAAUAUGAUAAUGGUUAUAAAAACUAGAUUUAAUUAGAAAUUUUAAAUUUUUGUGACCUUGGAGACUUUUACUGUUUCCGACAAAAAUGGUUAUAUCGUUUUAUUUUGAUGUAUGUAUCUUAAUAUUUUUGUACUUAUAAUAUUUUUAUUAUUAAAAAUAAUUAAGGGAAAAGGCACAAAAUGUCGCCUGUCAAAAUUUUUAAUAUAUUUUAAAUGUAUUCAUUUUUUUAGAAAACUAUUAAGUAUUUUUGAAAAAUUUAAACGCAUAAUGAAAUAUUACUUUAUUACCGAGGGCCAAAAAUCCCUGAAAACUUCUAUAAUGUUUAUUUUAAUAAGUUAAUGGGGUGAAAAUAAUAGAGUAAAUUUAGUGUGAUUUUUAAAUGCAAAUAUUUCAUUCAAAAUAAACAGGAUUCGAAAAAAAAUACAUUUAAAAUACAUUGAAAAUUUUGACAGGCGACAUUUUCCGCCUUUCCUCUUAAUAUAAUUAUUUUUUUGCAUUUUUGUAAAUAAAAUAUGUAUAUGUCAAAUUAU
Molecule: messenger RNA, 5444 nt
Organism: Diabrotica virgifera virgifera (western corn rootworm)
Lineage: Eukaryota; Metazoa; Arthropoda; Insecta; Coleoptera; Chrysomelidae
Exons: 2
Coding region: 160-720 (186 amino acids)
Source: RefSeq, a predicted model, not a curated record